AUGGCCGGGGUCACUCGCUUAGGCUUCUUAGCCGUCGCCGUGGUCUUUCAUCUGGUCUAUGUUCUGUCCAUUUUCGAUGUCUACUUUGUUAGCCCGAUCGUGUCGGGCAUGCAAUUGUUCCAAGUUGAGAGGAAGGCGCCCGAUUCCAAACCACCGGCUGACCGCCUUGUCUUGUUCGUCGGCGAUGGACUACGUGCCGACAAGACUUUCCUUUCCUUCCCCGAGCCGUACCCGAAAACAGAAGAGGAUUUAGUCCCUCGACCACUCGCUCCCUUUUUGCGCUCGCGCGUCCUCGAACACGGAACCUUCGGCGUCUCCCACACAAGAGUCCCCACCGAAUCCCGUCCUGGCCAUGUCGCCCUCAUCGCGGGUUUAUAUGAGGAUGUAUCUGCCGUCACUACGGGCUGGAAGCUGAACCCCGUCAACUUCGACAGUGUGUUCAACAGAAGCCGGCACACCUGGAGCUGGGGAAGCCCUGACAUUCUGCCCAUGUUCCAACAUGGCGCUGUACCCGGACGCGUCGAUGCUUAUACUUAUAGCGAAGAAUUUGAAGAUUUCUCGCAAGAUGCCACGGCUCUCGACUACUGGGUUUUCGAUCAUGUGAAGGAACUGUUCGCUGAGGCUGCGCAGAAUAAGACCUUGAACGACGCUCUUCGCCAGGAUAAGGUCGUCUUCUUCUUGCAUCUCCUCGGCCUCGACACCACUGGACACGGAUAUCGGCCCUACUCGAAAGAAUACCUGCAUAAUCUCCAGGUCGUUGACAAGGGCGUCAAGGAGAUGGUAGACCUCAUCGAGCAGUUUUACGGCGAUGAUCGCACAGCCUUCGUUUUCACUGCCGAUCACGGCAUGAGUGACUGGGGUAGUCACGGAGACGGCCAUCCCGAUAAUACUCGAACGCCUCUGAUCACCUGGGGUUCUGGAAUUGCCAAGCCCGUCCUUACGCCGGAUACCGUUGCCCCUGGCCAUGACGAAUACUCGGCCGAGUGGGGCCUGAGCAACAUUAAGCGCCAUGAUGUCAACCAGGCCGACAUCGCGGCGUUGAUGACAUACCUGAUCGGCGCCGAAUUUCCGGCCAACUCGGUGGGAGAGCUGCCCCUGUCGUAUUUGUCUGCGGACAUCAAGGAGAAGGCGGAAGCGUCCCUUGUGAAUGCGCGCGGAAUCCUCGAGAUGUACAGGGUGAAGGAGGAGCAGAAGAAGAAGACCGAGCUGCGAUACAAGGCCUUCGCGCCUCUCAGCGCCGCUGAACUCACGCCGAGCGCCCGCCUCGCAUCCAUCCAGAAGCUGAUCGCGGGUGGAAAGUAUGAAGAGGCCAUUGAGGAGUCGGACUCUCUGAUGAAGCUCGGACUCGAAGGUCUCAGGUAUCUUCAAACAUAUGACUGGUUAUUCCUCAGGGCGCUCGUCACGGUGGGAUACCUAGGAUGGAUGGCCUUCGCCCUUACCACCGUCAUGGACGUCUAUGUUCUCCAAAGCUCCACACCGCCCUCGAGAACACUACUUAGUACCGUCGUGUUUUCGUCCGCUCUCGUGCUCUUCUACGCAUCAUUCAUUAUUUCCAAGUCUCCCAUGACUUAUUAUGCAUACGCCUUCUUCCCCGUCGUCUUUUGGGAGGAGGUAUAUGCUCGGAGGCAUAGUCUAGUAAAGGGACAGAGGGCACUCUUUGGCCAUAUACAAUCCAGUGCCGCACUCUUUUCCUUGGUGUUGAAUGCGACUCUUUACGUCGGCGUGGUGCUGUCCCUGGCGCUCGGCUAUAUUCAUCGGGAAGUCCUCACGGUCUUAUACGUGCUUGGAGCCUUCUGGCCCCUAACCCGUGGGGUCAACUUCAUCCAAAAAUAUACUGCUUUGUCGGCAACUUGGAUUGUAUCCUGCCUCGUCAUGAGCACAUUUACCCUGCUCCCAGCGAUGAAAACUGAAAGCAUCCCUCUAAUCAUGCUCGGUGGUAUUCCUAUGGUUCUGAUUGGCGUCCUGUACCUCUUGUUUGAGGAUUUCGUGUUGUCAGACUUUGGGACCCAAAAGCCGACAAGCUCGAGUAAGGGUUCGGGCAACCUAACUAGCCGGAUAUUGACGGGAAUCCAAAUCGGGUUCGUCCUCUUGGCCAUGGUUGUGACAAGAUCGAGCGCUUUGUCGCUCCAGGCCAAACAGGGCCUCCCCCGCGGGAAUCAAAUUGUGGGAUUCAUAGUUCUGAUCGUUCCUCUCUUCAUGCCGCUAGUGUACCGCGGACAGGACAGCCAUCAUUACUUGCACCGGUUACUCAUCAUGUUCCUCACCUGCGCGCCGACAUUCGUCCUGCUAACCAUCUCCUACGAGGGCUUGUUUUACGUCGCAUUCUCCACCACACUUGUCUCAUGGGUUAGGCUGGAGCAUCGAGUUUACACAGACAGGGUUGCAGCCGAAAACGCAGCCGCACAGAAGCCGAAUGGCUCCAUGGGUAGUAGUGAAACGAAGGUGGCUGAUUCCGAAUUCCGCCCCUUGGACCUUGCAGAUGCAAGGGUCGCACUCUUCUUCUUCGUGCUUCUCCAGUCAGCAUUCUUCAGCACGGGAAAUAUCGCCUCGGUAUCGGCCUUCAGCCUCGAGAGCGUGAACCGGCUCAUGCCCGUUUUCGAUCCCCUCUCCCAGGGCGCAUUGCUAAUUCUAAAGCUUAUCAUCCCGUUCGCGCUCAUCUCGGCCAAUCUCGGCGUGCUGAAUAAGCGUCUGGGUGUGGCGCCGUCGGCGCUCUUCAUGCUCGCCAUGGCCGUCAGCGACAUCCUGACGCUCUACUUCUUCUGGGUAGUCAAGGACGAGGGGUCGUGGCUGGAGAUCGGAUCGACGAUUAGCCAUUUUGCAAUUGCCAGCUUCCUCUGCGUGUUCGUCGCGCUGUUGGAGGGUGUUAGCGCGUUAUUCAUCUCCGGGAUGGAGGUGGAAGUAGGCGCCGUUGAGGUCCCCGUCGCUAGUGGGAAGGGUGCGGAGAAAGCUUCGCUCAAGACCAAUGGUGUGGCGGGUAAUGGAAAGACGAAGCGCAUCUCAGAUAAUUAG
This is a messenger RNA of Scedosporium apiospermum, 3009 nucleotides long. Its product is annotated as GPI ethanolamine phosphate transferase 1. The record is from RefSeq and is a predicted model, not a curated record. The transcript has 6 exons. The coding region runs from base 1 to 3009 and encodes 1002 amino acids. Gene Ontology annotation, molecular function: mannose-ethanolamine phosphotransferase activity. Gene Ontology annotation, biological process: GPI anchor biosynthetic process. Lineage: Eukaryota; Fungi; Ascomycota; Sordariomycetes; Microascales; Microascaceae. Gene Ontology annotation, cellular component: endoplasmic reticulum membrane.